This is a messenger RNA of Spinacia oleracea (spinach), 1662 nucleotides long. Its product is annotated as cyclin-H1-1. The coding region runs from base 197 to 1210 and encodes 337 amino acids. The record is from RefSeq and is a predicted model, not a curated record. Gene Ontology annotation, molecular function: cyclin-dependent protein serine/threonine kinase regulator activity. The transcript has 14 exons. Gene Ontology annotation, biological process: regulation of transcription by RNA polymerase II. NCBI's taxonomy places the organism in Eukaryota, Viridiplantae, Streptophyta, Magnoliopsida, Caryophyllales, Amaranthaceae.
UAUCUGAUAUCCGAAAAUAUUUCCUUUAGUUUCAAACUGUAUCUAUUAUUCUGAAACAAGUAUCCACUCGAGUCACCGGAUUACUACACACGCCCUCCCUCCCCAGACUUCUGCCCGACGUCCCUGCGCGCGACACUUUCCGACGCUUUUUCAAAGGUUCUGUCAAAAUCAAAAGGCGGAUAAAAAAUCCAUAAAAAUGGCGGAUUUCCAUACAUCUACUCAAAGAGCCAAGUGGAUUUUCACUGAACAAGAACUGAAUGAGAAAUACAAAGCUGCUAAUCAAAGAGCUAUACAAUCAUUAGAGAAGUAUGGUACAACAAGUUUGGCAAUUGAUGCUGAUGGGUCUUUUUCACAUCCUAAAAGCCAAAAGGAUACAGAAGGUAAUGGUAUUAAGCAGUCUCGUGUGAAGCCCCUUAAGGUGGAAGAGGAAAAAGUGUUACAUGUGUAUUAUGAAAACAAGAUUCAAGAAGUAUGUGGAGCCUUCAAAUUUCCACAUAAAAUCCAGGCUACUGCACUUACGUACUAUAAGAGGUUCUAUCUCUGCUGGUCAGUCAUGGAACACCAUCCGAAAUCUGUUAUGUUAACCUGUAUAUAUUUAGCUUGUAAGAUAGAGGAGAAUCAUGUUUCGGCUGAGGAGCUUGGAAAGGGUAUCCAGCAGGAUCACCGAAUGAUUCUAGAUAAUGAGAUGCUAGUCCUCCAGAGUUUGGGAUUUGAUCUUAUUGUAUAUACACCGUACCGGUCGAUUGAAGGGUUUAUUAAUGAUAUGGAGGAUUUUUGCUACGCGACAAGUGGCGAAAUUGACAUGUUGCCGGAAUUACAUCAAAGAGCUGUCUUUGAAGCUGAUAAAGCAGUCCUUACAGAUGCACCACUUUUAUUUCCUCCAGGCCAGUUGGCAUUAGCUGUACUCCGUAGAGCAAAUUCUGAGCUCUUAGUUCUUGAUUUUGAGAGAUAUCUACAAAGCAUUCUCUCACGCCAACAAUCUGAACACACUAUUUCAGAGCUGGACCAGGGUCUCAAUGCUAUAGAAUUUCUGAUAAAGAGAAUUAAAAUGAGUGAUAAUGAGGAGAUGAAGCGUGUUGCUAAGAAGCUGAAAUCUUGUCAAGAUUCUGGAUCUCGUGACGACAGUAAGAAGAGGGACAAGAAGUCAAAACACAAGUCUAAAAGAAAUCCACAAGAAAUUCAGACGCCUCAAUCCGCUGCUGCAGAGUAAGGUAAUAUAUACUACAAUGAAUCAUUUUGACUGCGUGAUCUUGUUAUAGACGUGUUGGGUUGAUACGAACACACACACGCAUCCAUCUUAAACGAUAUACUAAUACUGUGGCAUCACCACAUUGUCCACAUCAGGUAAUCUGAAAUCUGAAAUCAACAGCUUAUCACUUGCUGUUUGUUGGUGGAACUGGAGUAAUCCGAGUGUAGUGUCCGUAUUACCAUCUUAUGUAUCUCCUUUCUGACCUUAAUCUAUUGGCAUAAGUUACUACUACUUCACCAUUUUUGCCUUUGUUUCAACUCAAGUGUCCAUCUGUUUACUCCCCUUUUCAUCAAACAAACAUAUUGCCAUACAUUUUUUCCCGUUCGCGCCAAUUCUAAAUCAAUUUGUAUUUUGUUUGCAAAAUUGAUCAAUCAUUUGGGAGUUUAUAUUUCUUGAAACAUUCUCCGUUCUUA